Penicillium pulvis is the source of this 1218-nucleotide messenger RNA. Its product is annotated as SMP-30/gluconolactonase/LRE family protein. Lineage: Eukaryota; Fungi; Ascomycota; Eurotiomycetes; Eurotiales; Aspergillaceae. The transcript has 3 exons. The record is from RefSeq and is a predicted model, not a curated record. Bases 1 to 1218 code for a protein of 405 amino acids.
AUGGAUCUCAGUAGUUCACUUUUUUCAUCCUUCUCCGGAAACGCCUUUUCCUAUCUCAGCUUCUUUGGUUUGAACCAACAACAGGCCAGUCUGGAUGUUAUUACAAACAUAAUACCAAGCGAUAAUGACUUUCUGAACAAUGUUCCACUGGCAUUUAUGGAUGUAUCCAUCGCUUUUUUGAAAGACAAUCUUGCCGUUAUCCCCGGUGAAUGGCAAGUUGGUGGCAUCAACCAGUCUUCCCUUCAAGAUAUAUUAGCGCAAGUGAAGUCGAAAGACUUUAUUGCGUGGGACUCUUCUUUUUUCAACAUCAUUGGGCAGCAGGCAAAGCUCGAGAAAAUUCAGUCAUUUGAGGGAGAGCCUCCGCACGUCCAUGAGGCGCCUGCCUUUGUCCCGGAAACAAAUGAGCUUUUCUAUGCCGAUACAAGUGUCACGGGAUGGCUAUGGGCAAUCAAUGUGGAUACCCAUGAGACACGCAAGGUUGAGACAACGCCACCGCUGGCAAAUGUCAAUGGAGCGAGAUACCACAAGGGCCAUAUCUAUCUGACUACAAACGGAGGACCAGCUCGAGGCAUCUAUGCUCUCCACCCCCUUAAUGGCACUGCGACACCAAUUGUGAACAACUUCCGUGGCCGACACUUCAACAGCCCCAACGAUCUGGUUUUUGACUCCAACUCGAAUAUUUGGUUCACAGACCCACCAUAUGGAUGGUAUCAGGGCUUCCCAGAUGUCCAGGUCCCUGAGCUACCAAACGGAAUUUAUUUCUUCAACACAAAAACAAAAGCGCUAGUGGCAGUCUCCAAUUCGGUCGUUACGACACCGAAUGGACUUGCAUUCUCAAACGACGGAUCCACACUCUAUGUUGCCGACUCGAACUCCACUGCAGGUAGACCAUUAGGAUUUCAUCCUGCUAGCUUACGAAAUGUCUGGGCCUUCGAUGUGACAGGCUCAAUCCUUAGCAAUGCGCGACUCGUCCACCAGACGGAGAGUGGAUGGCCGGAUGGGUUACAGGUCACCCAGGAUGGAUAUGUCCUUGUUGCAGUACUGGGUGGAGUGGACGUCAUAGAUCCUUACUCUGGAGUCUUGCUGGGCAAGAUCAACACCCCGGAUGACAUUAUCUUCAAUCUUGAGCGCGGGCCUCAACAAGGAAACCAGCAGAUGUGGUUGCUGACCGGGCAAAAUUAUAUUUACAAGCUCAUGAUGAACUUGAGUGAGCGCUAA